ACAUCUGCUGCUUCCACCUCGCCCUUUCCCACCCAACUCCCUGGCCCUGUCCCCCUCACCCCACUGCACACGCUGACAUGCAAGCAAGCAUGCCCAUGCCCAUGCCAUCGCCAUCCUUUCAAACAUGGCACAAGCGCGGUGCUAUACUGCUAGCCUUUUGGACCGCCGUGGUGCUCUCCCUUCCAGCAUGGUGGUACCUCACCAGCAUCCAGCGACUGGCUCUGCCUCAAGAGCGCGUGCAGCAUUGGGUGCAAAGGGGUCAUUGUCCCAUUCGCAUCCCGCUUCGCAUUGUCGUGGAGGUGGGCGUGGAAGUGUCGGGUGCAGCGGGGCAGACUCCAACUGCAUCUGCAUCUGCGCUCCAUGGAUUGCGGCAUGAGCUGGAGUCGCUCUUGCACUCGACGCGCACCCCUACGCCCAAUUGCGAGCAGGUGAUGGAAGUGCAAGUGGUUGGAGAAGGAGCGCGAGCGCACAUCACCGAUGAGCACGGCAGCGCACAGCUCAUCACCUUGUCGCUCUCUGCCAGCGCACCGCUCAGCCUCGCCAACGACGUUGCAUCCCACUCCUCCUCCUCCUCCUCCUCCUCUUCCUCCUCCUCCGCCAGCAUCGCUGAUCAAGCGCACGCCAUCCAUCAAGCCAUUUGCAAGUUGCUGCAGCUCGAAGCGAUCCCCACCUCCAUCUCUGCCCGCGAGAUCCCUUACUCUCGCAGAGUGCGAACAGUCUGGCACUUGCUCAACGAAGACGCUUCCGUCAGCCGAGCCAGCAAUCAUACGCGCUACUCGGGCGUGAGAGGGUGGGAUGCGCAGGCUCUCAAUCAUGCCCUCAUCCGACACAUCGGUCCCAUUGCCCAUCAUCUCGACGCUAUUCACGAUGUCGCUACGGAAUCGCAAGUCAAGUGGCACGCACCUCUAGACUUUCAGCCCGUCGAGAUGCACGUGCCUGGCGAGAGCGUGCCAGAGGUGCUGGAAAGCGUGCCACAGCGGCAGAAACAGGAGGGCGACCAGAGCGCAGAUGAUGCGGUGACGCGCGAUGCGAGCACGCAAGAGGAUGCGUCAGAGGCGCGUGUUAGCGAUGAGCCGGCUGAUGCGGAAUCAUUUCCGAGCGAGGAGCAGCAGCUCGCGACCGGCAUUGCGCUUCCGGAGCUUCCGCAGCCAAAGAAGGUGCAUCUGAUCACCCCGGAUGAUCUGACCGUCUUUGUCAAUAGCGCCGCCUGGGGUCUAUCAUCGCCCUCACCGGCGGGCGAGUACGAGUUUCCAAGGGCUCCGUGGACCACCAAGCGUUUGGAUGAGGCGGAAGAACAUGCAUGGGGCUCCGAGGAGUUGGAAGAAGAGAGGACGCUUCAUUUCGUCCUUUUUGUUGCUGCGCCUCAUCAUCGACCGCUGCUCAUCCAGACCCACAACUCAACGGCAGCAGCAGCUUCCAACUCUAGCGGGUUCUUGGUACCUCAAUGGGGAGGCGUCUUUCUGCACAACAUUGCAGAGGUGCAGGCGGCUUCAAAUGUUGGGGAUGCGCUGGCACCCGCGCUAGGCUCCGACGAUCUGGACCCAGCUAUGCGCGUCUUUGCUUCCCAAUUGAGAGCACUUUUGGGUUUGAGAAUACCCGUCUCGCCCCGAGGUAGUACGCAAGGGCAGAGGGAAGCGCGCAUAGCAGUAGCUCGUGACGCUCUGCUUCGAAGACGCAUCGCAGAGACUGCGAGAGAGGCGGUCAGGACGUUGGAUGGCAUCAUCAAGCUUACGGACAAGAUUGAGAAUCUGGGAAUCGGACCGAGGGUCAGGGAUGAUGUGAUGAGCGCAUUGGAUGCGUUGGAUCAGCUCGAGACGGAAUUACGAUUGCAAGGUUCUUCUGCCGGAUCGGCUUCCGAGCGGUUAUCUCGGGCGCUAUCGCACAGCAGACGAGCAGCGUCUCACGCUUCCAGAGCAUUCUUCAAUAGAGACAUGCUAGCUCUGCUCUACUUUCCCGCAGAACACAAGUAUGCCGUGUACACGCCAUUAUUCGGACCUGUCGCUGUACCCCUCUUGGUCGCUUUGGCUAGAUUGGCAAAGGAGAGGCGGCGCAAAGCGAGAAGCAGCGCGGAAAAGGAAAGGGAGAGCAUCAACAAAAGAAGGGAGCGGUGAAGCGUGCGAGAGUGGGGAUGCUGCUUGCUGCUGCGUCAGCCAGCAUGUGGCUCGCGCGCCGCCGCCGCGUCCCAAGCUUUCAGAUGGGGCAGAACAGCAAAAUCGUGCACUCCCCCCCUCGUCGGUUCAUUCGUAGAGUCUAAUUGUCACAACGUUUCAUUCGCGAUACUGCAAGCCGUU
This is a messenger RNA of Ceraceosorus guamensis, 2291 nucleotides long. RefSeq lists its product as hypothetical. Gene Ontology annotation, biological process: attachment of GPI anchor to protein. NCBI's taxonomy places the organism in Eukaryota, Fungi, Basidiomycota, Exobasidiomycetes, Ceraceosorales, Ceraceosoraceae. Bases 90 to 2111 code for a protein of 673 amino acids. Gene Ontology annotation, cellular component: GPI-anchor transamidase complex. The transcript is spliced from 2 exons. The record is from RefSeq and is a predicted model, not a curated record.